Molecule: messenger RNA, 1662 nt
Organism: Prunus armeniaca (apricot)
Lineage: Eukaryota; Viridiplantae; Streptophyta; Magnoliopsida; Rosales; Rosaceae
Source: the annotation of a GenBank genome assembly
AUGUCUUCCCCAAAAUCCCAUGCUCAAUCUUCCUCUGUUCCAGUUCUUCCAGAUUACAUUACUGGGAUUGGGAUUGAUAAGCAUGCGAUAGAGGUUAGGAGCAAGCUCCAUCCUUUUGCCCAGAAAAACCUAGACGAAAAUGUCCUCCAUUUGUUCGAAAAUACCUUGGUGCUGGGGCCUCACUGGUUUGGUCUCGUUCCUCCCGAGAUGGCAGAGCUGAUGAAGAAGGAUGCUGAGGCCCCUCUAUGUUUCGAGAGUUCUUCUGCUCUGGCUUCUCAUUCUUGGGUUAGCAAGAACUUGAGCCGUUUGUUCCCAUCUAGUGAAGUGAGAAACAGUCCAGUCAAGUGGGCUAACUGGAUUGACAGGCUUCUUCCCCGAUUUGGGGCUCACUGGAAACGGGCUGGAAUUUAUGACGCCAUACUCCUAUCUAGGCAAUCUAUCAACAGAGAUGAGAACCUGCUUGCUGCUGCCCUCUGUUUUUGGAAUUCUGCCAGUAACACUUUCGACUUUCGUAUAGGCCCAAUGGCUCCAACUCUGCUGGAUAUGGCUCAGAUUUUUGGUUUUAGGCCUCAUGGAAGACUUGUUGAUGCUAUUGGUGAUUAUCACAGGAAGAAAGACCAGCAGAAGCUAACCAAGCCAUUCAACAUUUCUCCAGCCCUGAUCAACCAGAAUUGCUCAUUCUCCAAUUAUCUCAGAAAAUUCAGUGCUGAGAAGGAUAAGGACCAGCAGCAUAUGCUGUUUCUUCUGUAUUGGCUGAACAGGUUUAUUCUGCCAAAUCGUUCUUCUACAGUUCUGCUUGAGUAUAGACAUCUGGCAGAAGCUUUGCAUAAUCACACUGAUGUUGGACUCGGGCCUACAGUUCUGGCUCAUCUAUUCAAGAACCUGCAUACUGCAACCCUGGAGUAUCCGCUAAAUCUGUCUGCUCCUGGUGCCUUCUGGAUGAUUCAGAUCUGGCUGCAGGUCUAUUUUCCUGAAUUGAGGUUUCCAGACAUAGUUCUGCUUGAGGAUCAGGUUCUGGCUCAGCCACUGUUGUCGGCAGAAGUCCCCAAGAGGUCAAUUGAUGAGUACCUAAUGAUCUUCAGGCAUUGUACCAAAAGGUCUGCAGCGCAAUGGCAAGUGGUGAUCAGGAGAACCUAUCCUUGGUUUCAACCUGGACACCGUCUGUUUGAGAAGGAGCCAAAAGAAGAAUCUGCCAGAACUAAUUUCAGGAAGAAGUUCCUGAGUGUGACCUUACCCAGAGAUCUGCCUCACGGAGGAGGAAAGCCUCCAAAUUAUCAUUUGGGGGCAGAAGUCUACCAUCCCAAUUUCUGUGCAAGGCAGCUUGGCUGCCCUCAGCUCAUACCCCUCAAGUCAUACAGAAGCUGCAAUCGGGGCUCUUCUUGGAGGGAUGCAGAUGACUUGGAGGUCCACAAAGAUGCCAGAUGUGCAGUGAAUAAGAUUAACAAUAGUGCAGAUGCCCUUUAUCCUUCAUGGGAACUGAAUUCCUGCAGUUCUGCGGAGUUUGAUGCUUGGUGGAAGGCCAGAUUCCGUGAUCUGCCUGCUUCUAGUACCGCACUUCAAGUUCUCUUUAAGGGUUGGGACAACUGGACUGUCCAUACAGACGAGGAGACUCACAAAUUCAUGGUGCAAACCAUUAAAGACAUCAAUAUGCAAGUUAUAUAA